Messenger RNA from Perkinsus marinus ATCC 50983, 645 nucleotides. RefSeq lists its product as hypothetical. The coding region runs from base 1 to 645 and encodes 214 amino acids. Lineage: Eukaryota; Perkinsozoa; Perkinsida; Perkinsidae. The transcript has 4 exons. The record is from RefSeq and is a predicted model, not a curated record.
AUGCCAGGAUUCGUCCGUGCGGAAGCCGAUGAUCGUGUCCAUCCUCACAUUGCUCAUUUCGAUUCCAGCUCUGGUAGGAACACAGCGGGAUUGAACGGUUUCUCACAUACUUUAACCUUCGGGCUCAACCUCGCCAUCUUCACCAAUCUCUGUCAAUUUGUCUAUGCUGGAACGAAGAGUCGGAGGAAACACAUAAAGCCUCAUGUGCGGAAAUGGGGUCCCUUCUAUUGCGUCCUCAUUGCCACCAUCGGGGUUAUGAUGGACCUCACUCGACAUGUCCUUAUUGACUCCAACAACUGGUUCAUGACCGACGUCGCCAAUGGGGACAGAGUGAAGUUCAACUUCGACGGUUGCAAGUACAGAAUCGAACGAGUUGAAGGAACCCCUGGCGAGUGUGCUGACAUUGGUCGUGGGCCUCUACAAGUUACUGAGGAAAACGCCCUGGGCGUGAGUGCUCCAAUGUACAACCCUGACGGCUCCUAUUCCUUCUAUGGGAUAUGGUUCACUCUAGUGGCGACAUGGACGGGCUUCCUGAUGAUGUUUAUUGGCAUCCUUUGGUACACCGACCUCCCCCACAAGUUGGCCCUGCAGUGGCGACAGGUCUUUGGUGAUAGGAGCAGCAACCGUGAACCUUUACUACCAUGA